This is a messenger RNA of Seriola aureovittata, 4098 nucleotides long. It is a transcript of the gene bcl2b, whose product is annotated as BCL2 apoptosis regulator b. Gene Ontology annotation, cellular component: mitochondrial outer membrane. The record is from RefSeq and is a predicted model, not a curated record. The transcript is spliced from 2 exons. Gene Ontology annotation, biological process: intrinsic apoptotic signaling pathway in response to DNA damage; negative regulation of intrinsic apoptotic signaling pathway; extrinsic apoptotic signaling pathway in absence of ligand. NCBI's taxonomy places the organism in Eukaryota, Metazoa, Chordata, Actinopteri, Carangiformes, Carangidae. Gene Ontology annotation, molecular function: protein heterodimerization activity; protein homodimerization activity. The coding region runs from base 725 to 1411 and encodes 228 amino acids.
GUUUUUCAGUCAUAAAAUUGGUGAUUUAAACAAGCAAUCAUGAGAAUGUGAACCAUUAGUGAUUUUUGGUGCAGCUUCUCGUGCACUUGGAGUCUCCGAGCGCAGCCAAAGGAAUUACUGGCUGACGUCAGGAAUACCUCACCAGCAGAGCGCGGCCCACUGGCGGUGGGCAGGGUGCUGCCGAGGAGGAUAUGAGGAGCAAUCGUGGAAGAGGACUCAGUCCGACCUUGUCUGGCUCACAGUCCUGCGCAUGGUUGUGCGUAAACGCUGCUAAAAUAGUUGGCGGCGUUUAAAGCCCCUUCAGGCGCGUACAACUCUGGCCUUCAUUCAUGUUUUUUUUUUUUUAUUUGCAACACAUUCACGUCUGGGUAAUGUGCACAGGAAUAGAUCAACACUACUCCAAACCUCUUCCGCAUAUUGGAUUUCUAUGCAAAGAGACGGUCGCCUAUGUCCCUCCAAGGAUUCGGGAAAUGAGGACUGCUGCUUACAUGGACUCAGUAUUUUUUGACUUUUGAAACGUUUUCUGUGCAGUUUUAAUCGAGGAAUUUCUUCAACUCUCGAAUCAUUAUCUGCUCUCUGACUGGGAUUACUCGUUGCUUUGCUUAGGCUCCAUUUGAUUAGAACCGAGUUUCGGACAAGCCUGUGCAGAGCAGUGUACAGUGCACGCUUUCGAGCAUAAUGCAUUUUAUUUAGGACACCCUCUGUCUGUACAAAUUAAGCCGGGAUGGCGAGCGAGUAUAAUCGCAAUAUUGUGGAAAAGUACAUCUGCCAUAAACUCUCCAAACGGGGAUACGUGUGGGGAUUUGAUGAUGUCCGAGAUGAAGAUGCUGCUAAUAAUGGCUCAAUAGUUGCCCCUCCACCGACUUUGGUCCGCCGGUGCCGUGAAGCCAACACCGGGCCUGACAACGACAGCUCACCUAACCUCUGCAGACGGCUCUCUCAGUCCGACCCGCACGCCGAGAUCCACAGAGUCCUGCGCGAGGCUGGAGACGAACUUGAGAGAUUAUACCAGCCGGACUUCACGGAGAUGUCGCGGCAGCUCUAUCUCACCUCCACCACGGCGCAGAGAAGAUUCGCCGAGGUUAUAGACGAACUGUUCCGGGACGGGGUGAACUGGGGCCGGAUUAUCGCUUUCUUCGAGUUCGGGGGCACGGUGUGCGUUGAGUGCGCGGCCAAGGAGGAGAUGACAUCGCAGGUGGACAACAUCGUGGAGUGGAUGACGGAGUAUUUAAAUGGACCUCUUAACAGCUGGAUAAAGGAUAACGGGGGAUGGGAUGCCUUUGUGGAGCUGUAUGACAGACAGAGGGAGUCCGUCUUCAGUUGCUCCUGGCCCUCCAUCAAGACAGUCUUCGGCCUGGCUGCACUCGGGGCAGCGAGCCUCACCAUCGGAGCAUACCUUACACAGAAGUGAACCGAGCCCCUGUAUUCUAUCAGCUCGACUUUAUUCUUCAACAUCCUCCUCCUUUUCCUCGUGCCUCUCCUUUUUUCCUUUUUAAAGACGGUCCUGACCCCUCAGAGACAACCUUCAGACUCUUUCCGAAUCUGGCUCUCUUCAAAGCCCUCUCUCAGAAAACUCCCUCUUCUUCGCCCCUCCGUGUCAAAACAGACACAAAUCAAAACAACUGAAAGAACCAGAUGCGCAGCCCAUACAGAGCAAGGGAUGUCUUGAAAAGAGGCAGCUUAGAUGUAAUCACUCUAAGCUGCCUACAUCUGAGGAGAGAGGAGCGAUCAGUGGUAUGCAUCUACCUUUUUUCUUUUUUUUUGUUCUGCCUGCUUCUGUACUAGUUAUAGCAUGAACGUUGAGUGUUAGUGUAGACGUUGCAUGAUGUGUCAGAGCUCAUGCGAGACCUCUAGUUGAAGGCCUUGAUGAUGGGGGUGCAGGGACGAUGAUGAUGAUGAUGAUGAUGAUGAUGAUGAUGAUGAUGACGAUGGAGACGAUGACGCCCCCCACACCGGAGAGGAAGCGGCCUCAGCCACGCCCCUGCUUGUUAGGGUGAAGAACCCCGUUUGAACUGUGGACUCCAGUUACCCCCCUGCAGCCGUCCUUCAAAGGACUUCCUCCACAGAACAGCUGCUCAGAAUGUAUAAUGGAAACAGCUUGCUCGAACCAGCGCAGUGUGUCUGCUGCUUUCUCUCCUCAGAUGGCUCCAGUGAACUCUGAACACACUGCACCAUUAUACUUUCCCUGGACUUUUAAUAGAGGAUGGACCAGUGGAAGACUGAGCUCAGCUUUUGGAAGUUUCUGAAAGCUCUUUGAUUGCGUUUUUUUUUUUUUUUUUUUAAUGUUGACUUUUAAUUUUUGCAACAUGCCAAACCCCAGCAGAGAAAGAUGGUUAUUUUAAGGAGUGAAAAAACACACGGAAGAAGCCUGUUGUUGCAGAAAAAUGUCAUAUGCUGAUGAAUAUAUAGAGAAAUGAUGAGCAGAGCACAAGCGUGAGGUAGAAAUAAAAUAAAGACUGUGUUUUGCAUCUUAAGAUGGGAGUGGGCCCCUGCAACAUAAACGGACAAGAUUUUAAGAAUGCAUUCCUCAAGCGAAGCGAUGUAAACGAGACCACACCUCUGCUAAAUUAUUCCCCCUCAAAAAACUCAAACACGCUCUAAAGCAACUCUAAAAGCUAUCAGUUCUUUUUUUAUCCUCUACCUCUGUUGCAGUUUUCCUACUCUUCACUCACUCAGCUGACCCUGUCCACAUGUGUCCUCCAGCUGCUGAGGCCCCCACAGCCACCCUGUAAUGCUAGAAUCCAUUCUGACAAAGUCUUGUGGACGUGGACCGAGAAAACCUCGCUUGGCCACAGACGACUGAGUGGAGUACCACGACAGCAGGGUCUCACUUUAGCACUAGAGUCAGUGUGUCCCGUGUGCUGGAACCUGAGAUGUCCCUUCUCUCCAGUCUGCAAAUGCAUCCAGUCAUUGAUUUGUUCCUUUCAGCCUGUUUUUUUUUUUUUUUUUUUUUAUUGAUGUCCGUCUUGUGUUACAGUCUGAUAGAAAAUUUUGGAAAAGGCUCACACAGGCUCCAGAAUAUUUUUUUUUUUUUGUAUACUGUAGUUGGUUAUGGAAAAGUGAUUUUUUUUUUCUGUUAUUAAAAAUCUUCAACUUCUUUGUUGCAUGGAUGAAAGAUACUGUCUUUACACAAUAAAUAUUACUUGUAACCAUAUUUAUGAACAGAAUAGGUUAGAAGAUGACAAAUAACAACAAAGAAGUUCCUUUUUGUAUUUAUUGAGGUACCAGAUCACAGAUUUUUAACAGUACUUUGAUGAAAAAUCAGUUGUCUCCACUUUUUUUCUACUCUAUGGAAUCACACUGUAACUAUAUUAUUUCCUGGCUGCUAUCAUAACAACAAAAAUCUUUAAAAAGUGAAUUUCUGUGUCGUAUUAAUAUUGGCUUAAGGCUGCUAUGCUGUCGAUUUAACUCUUACCUACAGCUUAAACUGCCACAAAUUAACAGUAUAGUUCUAGAGAGCUGGAAACCAAAGUUAACUUGUAUUAAUCUUUAAUUUAAAAAAACAAAAACAAAACAGAAAAAAAAAAAAAAAAAAAAAAAACACAAAAGUAGCUUAAUGAGAAUACAUGUCGCUUCACUUCACUGAGAGUCUGUUCAGUGAGGUUUUGUGAUCUCUCUGUGGAGGGUUUGUCUAGUGUUACUGUGCUAUAUCAUCUUAACUUGUCAGCUUUGUGCUCCAAUGAUAACUCAGUGCUUAUCUGUAAGAAAUGUUGACCUGCCAGACCUAAAUCUUGUCAGUCUUCACUGAAAGAAAAAAAACAAAACAAAAAAAAAAAACAACACACCACUCUCAUUACAACAGCUCUUUGAUACUCCAGAGAUGUGUAUGUAAGAGAGGAACAGAGGGUGAAUCAUGAGCAGGAAUAGGAACAGCAUAACAGCAAUAUACUGUAAUUUUUAUAUUCUCUGUGCAUAUAUGAAUGUAGGCACUAUGGUUGCUGUACUGUUUUAUGUCUAUAAUCGCAAACCUGUAGCACUUCAAAAAAAAAAAAAAAGUGAAUUGUGUUUCUGUUGUUUACUGCAAUAUCCACAAUAAGCUAGUGGGAUCAUAUUGUUCCUAAUAAACCAGAUUUCUCAAGCAGCUGCAGCUGAAGUUCA